Messenger RNA from Ogataea philodendri, 522 nucleotides. RefSeq lists its product as uncharacterized. The transcript has 2 exons. The coding region runs from base 1 to 522 and encodes 173 amino acids. The record is from RefSeq and is a predicted model, not a curated record. Lineage: Eukaryota; Fungi; Ascomycota; Pichiomycetes; Pichiales; Pichiaceae.
AUGUCUUUUGACGACAAAACUUCAACUGAUCGUACUGCCCCAAAUGUUGGAUCGACUCCUACCUUUUCAGGGGAGAAAGAACACGUAUCAUCAGUGGUGAUCGCACAUGGCUCAGUAAGCUCAAUCGACUCAAAAUAUUUGUUUUUCAACGCGUCCUGGCUUCCGACAGAGAGAAGAGAACGAAGGGUGGAGCACGCUCACGCUUUCCAUGGCAAACUUACUCAUUUGGAUAAUUUAGGUGAGUCUCUGGUGUUUGAAUAUGAGGCUAAGGCCACCAAUCCAUAUGUUGUGGUUACUCAUGCAGUUUGCACCCGGUGCCUGAAGUGCUACUCAUAUCACGGGAACGGUGUUAAGCCUUCUAAAAGGAAAGAUGGAAACAUUAGUUCGCAUUUCAAGAAAACGCAUUCAGGAGCUACUUCAAAGGUUUUGACGAAAUCUUCGUCAAGUAAACAAUUGGAAUUGAAUUUUGGUGCAAGAUCCCAGAGAAGUUCUCAUGAGAACCAUGAGGCAGGAAACCAGUAA